AUGCUAAAGUUGCAACUGCUACUUUUCUUGGCCCUUGCUAUUGUCAUUUGCGCUCAAAAGGGAAGACAUGGAUUCAAGGAUAUUCCCGGAGUAAGCGAAGCUAACAUGGCGAAACUUCGCGAAAUAUUCGAGGCACAUAGAGAGGAAUUCAAGAAGAAGAUGGACGAUUGGGUGAACAGUUUACCCGAAGAAGAAAAGAAGGCUGCCGAAGCUCACAGGGAAGAAAUUCGCAAACGAAUCGAGGCUCACCGCGCUAAUAAGGCUGGCGGUGAAGCCGCAAGCGAAUGA
Molecule: messenger RNA, 288 nt
Organism: Cylicostephanus goldi
Lineage: Eukaryota; Metazoa; Nematoda; Chromadorea; Rhabditida; Strongylidae
Source: the annotation of a GenBank genome assembly